This is a messenger RNA of Aspergillus wentii DTO 134E9, 423 nucleotides long. RefSeq lists its product as uncharacterized. Lineage: Eukaryota; Fungi; Ascomycota; Eurotiomycetes; Eurotiales; Aspergillaceae. The record is from RefSeq and is a predicted model, not a curated record. The transcript has a single exon. Bases 115 to 378 code for a protein of 87 amino acids.
UUGUGAUGGGAAUGGAACCGCCCGAUAGGGCAAUAGAAUAUUUAUAGGCAAAAGCCAAUCCCAUACUGGACGGUGUUGAAGGAUUUCAUUCCCGUUCACGCUAUUCAUUCUUGCAUGCGUCACCGACUGAAUUGGAUCAUUUUCCCUCUUCUUAAUGGCUCAAUAUUCCAAUCUCUCGCAGAUAGUUCCAAAGGCAAGGCGAUGCAGUCCCUUCCCUUGCUCGGAACAGGCGCUGACCCCACAUCAGAUUCACUAGCCGGACCUGAUUGCCUUGUAUCUCCAGACCGAAGAGCCUCACUGACCUUUCAUCAUCAAGCGGAACGUCCGUCCCAUCUGCUUAAAGCCACUACUGCAGCAGGGAUUGCUGGAUCCAGGUGAUCGCACCUAAUUCCUAUCAACACAACUAAAUUACGUCGUGUUGGU